Molecule: messenger RNA, 1598 nt
Organism: Onychostruthus taczanowskii (white-rumped snowfinch)
Lineage: Eukaryota; Metazoa; Chordata; Aves; Passeriformes; Passeridae
Gene: ASB5
Product: ankyrin repeat and SOCS box containing 5
Exons: 8
Coding region: 146-1108 (320 amino acids)
Biological process (GO): protein ubiquitination; intracellular signal transduction; positive regulation of protein catabolic process
Molecular function (GO): protein binding
Source: RefSeq, a predicted model, not a curated record
GCACAGCAGUUAUCCAAUGUCUACUUUACUAUACUUUCACUUUUUUGUUUUAAGCUUUUUGUGAAGAUCAGCCUUGCUAUACUUAGUCAUUUCUACAUUGUGAAAGGAAACCGUAAGGAAGCAGCAAGGAUAGCUGCUGAAUUUUAUGGAGUUCCUCAAGGACAAGGUAUAUUUGUACAUACUCUGUUAUCACUACUGUUUGGGGAUUUUGUUUUUCAGAUUGAAAGAAAUGAGUAGGAUUUAUAAUUGCAAUUGGCUGGAAGUGCCAUGGGGAGAUGGAGAUUUAGGUUCUUGGGCAGAUCGCUCACCUCUGCAUGAGGCAGCCAGUCAAGGACGUCUUCUUUCUCUGAAGACUUUAUUGUCACAGGGGUACAAUGUAGACACACUGACAAUUGACCAAGUGACUCCACUCCAUGAAGCCUGCCUGGGAGACCAUGUAGGAUGUGCAAGAAUCCUCCUUGAAGCAGGAGCGAAUGUAAAUGCUACAACAAUUGAUGGAGUGACACCUUUAUUUAAUGCCUGUUCGAGAGGCAGUGCAGCAUGUGCUGAGCUGCUGUUACAAUACGGUGCCAAAGCUCAGUGGGAGUCGUGUCUGCCCUCACCAACACAUGAAGCAGCCAGCAGAGGUCACAGUGAAUGCCUGGAGGUACUGAUAUCCUGGGGUAUAGAUGUUGACCAAGAUCUUCCUCACUUAGGAACACCUCUGUAUGUAGCUUGUGUUUCACAGCAGAUCCAUUGCAUUCGAAAGCUUCUUUAUGCAGGUGCCAACGUGCAGAAAGGAAAGCAUUUGCAAACUCCACUCCAUGCUGCUGCCCAGCAUUCUAGUACAGAGAUUGUAAACUUACUCCUUGAAUUUGGGGCAGACAUAAAUGCCAAAAAUUCAGAUUUUGAGAGGCCUGUUGAUUUAGCUGCCCCAAGCAGUUUAGUGGAGAGACUGCUGCUCUUCCAUGAAGUUAAACUAUUUUCUUUAUUGUUUGCAGCCACACCAUCUUCUCUUUGUCAGCUCUGCCGACUAUGUAUCCGAAAUUACAUAGGAAGAGCUAGACUGCAUCUUGUUCCACAACUCCAGUUGCCAACAAUACUUAAGAAUUUCUUACAGUAUAGAUAACAUAGUAAUUAAUUGUUAGAAACUUAAAUAUAGCAAGUACAUUUUUUUUUUCCUCUCUGUUUAUUGUAUGUUUUAUCUAAAGAACUGCUGGGCGGAAAAAAAAAAAGCCUUUUGCAUAUUGCUUAAAAAAAUGGUAUCUUUGACACCUGGUGUUGGUAAUGUAAUAGCAAUUGGGAGCCAUUCAGCAACUAGUGCCAAGGUGCUAAUCCAGCUGAAUUGAGUAAGUGUGCUGAUACUCUGGGACAUGAUUGUAUAACUUUAUCUUAAUCCUUUAUAGCUUUAGUGCUGUUAACUUUAAUUGUGUUUAUGUUUUUAAAAUCUGUUUGACACAACUGAACCACAAAGGGUUUCUUUAUUAUUAUUUGUUAAGUUUGUCCAUUUUGGAGUCAAUAUUUUAUGUAUUUUCAAAUAUCUGUUGUGUGUGUACCUAAAAAUACUUGGUGAUGGGUGCACUAUAUGCAUUGAUAAAAAUAAAACAAUUAAACAUAAA